AUGUCCAGUAGCAAACAGAACACACCCAAUCAGUCGCAAAGGCCUCGAGGCCAACGACGGGAAAGACAACCAGCACUCACACAUUUUCUCUGUCUACCUUUGGUCAACUCUGUAUCACUUCCACAGCUGGAGGCGUCAAUUGCCGCCUUUGCAGCAGCCUAUCCGCCAGUUCCAGUUGCAGACUUAUCAAAACGCCAGCCCCAGACAUCGGAGGGAGAUGCCUCACACGCAGUUAUCCCGCAAGGUGCAGUGCGACCCGUUGGAACAAUCCAUCUGACCCUCGGGGUCAUGAGCCUCCCAACAAAGGAGCGCCUUGCAGAGGCACUGGCUUUCUUUCAAACCCUCGACCUGGCGAGCUUGCUGAGGGAAGCGGAGCGAGUAGCCUUUGAAUUACGUCAAAAGCGCGUCUCGAGGCGGACCUCAUCAAAUACAGCGCCAAAUAAUGCAGAAACAACUUCUUUAUCAUCUAACUUGCCAUUAGAAUUGGAAAAGACCCCUCCGCCACUGUCCGUUUCCUUGGAGUCUUUGCAUGCUUUACCACGGGCCAAAGCUGCAACGGUUUUGCAUGCUUCUCCAAGUGACCCAACGGGCCGGUUAUACCCAUUCUGUGUGAUGCUACGAGAUAAGUUCCUAGAAGCAGGAUUCACUCUCAGCGAGUCCAAAAACGGACUACCUGCAGAGAAAAAGGACCCGAAGGCCGUGGAGGAAGUGCAAGCUUCUCAAUGCAAGGACCUAAACUGCGAUGAUAACCCUCUUCUUGAAGAGCUAACACCACUUCCCCCUCAAGUUGAGAGCGUCAGUGCUCCGGAGAUACUAGACCCUUAUGCUGCUGCUCUUGCUCGCAAGCCGAAGCCACGGCCUCUUCUUUUACAUGCCACGCUCGUGAAUACUAUCUACGUCCGCGGUCGACGGAACUUCGGGCCUGGGAAUAAUGGCAAGAAUGGGAGGAAUGGCCCGAAGAGGUUUGAGAUUGAUGCACGUGGGCUUCUGGCUAGAUACCGGAAUUACUAUGUUGAUGAGACGCAAAGGGUAGCACGCGUUGACACUGGUUGUCCACCCAGGUCUUCAACGGAGAGCUCCUCACUUCCCGACUCUGGAGGUUCGAAGGGUGAUGAGGUCCAGUCCGAUCCUGAGAGCUCUGCGUCUUCUCAUUGCAGGUAUCCUUUUGUCUGGGCGAAGGAUAUCCCCAUCAACUCGGUCAGCAUUUGCGAAAUGGGCGCUAAAAAGCUCGAGGCCGGUGGUCCUGGGGACCAGGGGUUGAAUGCACGUCUGGGCGAGGAAUACACUGUGAUCGCUGAGCGGAGUUUUGAUUCCCGCCCGCGAUCGCGUUCGCCUUCUUCAGGGAGAUAUGGCGAUGAGAGUUUAGAUGGAGGUGGAUAUCUUAUCUGA
Penicillium brasilianum is the source of this 1389-nucleotide messenger RNA. NCBI's taxonomy places the organism in Eukaryota, Fungi, Ascomycota, Eurotiomycetes, Eurotiales, Aspergillaceae. The record is from the annotation of a GenBank genome assembly.